Messenger RNA from Onychostruthus taczanowskii (white-rumped snowfinch), 1699 nucleotides. It is a transcript of the gene CIAO1, whose product is annotated as cytosolic iron-sulfur assembly component 1. The transcript is spliced from 8 exons. Gene Ontology annotation, molecular function: protein binding. Bases 15 to 1667 code for a protein of 550 amino acids. The record is from RefSeq and is a predicted model, not a curated record. Gene Ontology annotation, cellular component: cytosolic [4Fe-4S] assembly targeting complex. Lineage: Eukaryota; Metazoa; Chordata; Aves; Passeriformes; Passeridae. Gene Ontology annotation, biological process: iron-sulfur cluster assembly.
CACCGGUACCGGGAAUGGAACCGGGAAUGGCACCGGGACCGGCACUGGGUUAUGGACAGUGGCUCCGGGUCACCGGGACCGGGGCAGCGACACCGGCUCCGGGUCACCAGGACUGGGAUGGGCAGUGGGGUAACGGACACCGGCUCCAGGUCACCGGUACCGGCGCAGCAACACCGGCCCCGGGUCCCGGUACCGGCUCUGAUUCACUGACGCCUGCCCCGGGUCCCGGUACCGGGGCACUGACACCGGCUCCGAGUCACCGGGACCGGCUCCGAGAUAACACACACCCGCCCCGGGUCACCGGUACCGGCCCAGCAACACCCGCACCCGCCCCGGUCACCGGUACCGAGGCACUGACAGCCGCUCCGGGUCACCGGUACCGGCUCCGGGACCCCCACACCCGUCCCGGGAUAACCGGUACCGGUUCCCGACUCGCGGCGCCCUCCCCGCGUCACGGACAGCCGCUCCGGGAUAACCGGCACCGGCUCCCGGACCCUGACACCCGUCCCGGCUUCACCGGCAGUGGCUUCCGACACCGGUCCCGGUCCCCGACACCGAUCCCGGUCGCUCCGAACGCGCUGAGCCCGGCCCGGACACGCCGAGAGCGGCCCCGGGACAGGCGGUGCCGGUGCCGGUGCCGGUGCCGGUGCCGUGCGUCCAUGCCCGAGGCGCUGUCGCUGCUGUGCCGGGUGUCCGCGCACCCCGAGUCCCGCUGCUGGGCCCUGGCCUGGAGCCCCAGCGGGGCCCUGCUGGCGUCCUGCGGCGGGGACCGCACCGUGCGGGUCUGGGGCCGUGAGGGCUCGGGCUGGGCGUGCCGCGCGGUGCUGGCGGACGGGCACCAGCGCACGGUGCGCAGGGUGGCGUGGUCGCCGUGCGGGCAGUUCCUGGCCUCGGCCAGCUUCGACGGCACCACGUGCGUCUGGAGGCGCCACGAGCACGGCUUCGAGGUGGUGGCCACGCUGGAGGGACACGAGAACGAGGUGAAGUCGGUGGCCUGGGCGCCCUCGGGGUCGCUGCUGGCCACCUGCAGCCGUGACAAGAGCGUCUGGGUGUGGGAGGUGGACGAGGAGGAGCAGGAGUUCGAGUGCGUCAGCGUGCUGAGCGCCCACAGCCAGGACGUCAAACACGUGGUGUGGCACCCCAGCCAGGAGCUGCUGGCCAGCGCCAGCUACGACGACACGGUGCGGCUGUACCGCGAGGACGAGGACGACUGGGUGUGCUGUGCCACCCUGGAGGGACACACGUCCACCGUCUGGGCCGUGGCCUGGGAGCGCUCCGGCCAGCGCCUGGUGUCCUGCAGCGAUGACCGCACCCUGCGCGUAUGGCAGCGCGCCCAGGGGCACGGCAGUGGCUCGGAGCACAGCUGGCAGUGUGUCUGCACCCUGUCCGGGUACCACGGGCGCAGCAUCUACGACGUGGCCUGGUGCCACCUGACGGGCGCGGUGGCCACGGCGUGCGGCGACGACGCGGUGCGGGUGUUCGAGGAGGUGGCCCCGGUGGCCCCGGGCUCUCCGGUGACGUUCAGCCUGGCCGCCCACGUGCCGCGGGCGCACGCCCAGGACGCCAACGGCGUGGCCUGGCACCCGCGGGAGCCGGGGCUGCUGGCCUCCUGCGGGGACGACGGGGACAUCGCCUUCUGGCACUACCAGCGCCCCGACGGCCUCUGAGCCGCACCGGGGACACCACGGGGACCUCCGGG